CUCAAUGUCUAGGGACUGCCUACAGAUGUCAUAUAUUGCCGUCAUUUUAAUCAGCUUCCAGAAACCGCCAUGGAAGAAGAAUGCUCUGCCGAUGUAGCUCAGCUACUGCAAGCUGCUACUGAGUUCGCUUAUCAUCCCGGUCCGAAUUCUGAUGCUUCUGCUCGAGAAUUCCUUUGCUUCUUCCCUCUUCCUGCCAUUAUCAAUGCCUUGCAAACGAAAUCCGAUUAUCCCGCCCUGGAGAAAGCUUUGGUUGAUUGUCUGGAAAGGGUUUUCAGGACCAAAUAUGGAGCAUCUCUGAUCCCAACUUUCAUGCCUUUCGUUGUCGUUGGUCUGGGGGCACCAUCUCAGAAUGUUAGGCAUUUAGCAUGUAUCACAGUGGCUCGCCUUUUGGAUAAUGCUGAUGCAACUACUGGCACACAUCUCAUUCUUCAGCAUGAUGUAUAUCCUUUAUUGCUUACUUGCCUCAUUGAUGGGGAUGAGCAAGUUGCAACAGCAGCUAUGGAUGCAAUUAAGAAUUUGGCUGGGUUUUCAAGAGGCGUGGAUAUCAUCUUUCCUAGAAAUAGCCGGGGGACACAACUUGGGGACUUGGCUCUGAAAUGUACUUCACUGGGUCGAGUUCGAGUUUUAGCGUUGAUUGUGAAGUAGGGACCACUAGGAAAGCUUGCAAAAACUGUAGUUGUGGUCGAGCAGAAGCAGAAGCUUGCUGUUUUGGCCAACGGGUUUUUCAUCUACAUCCACAUUGAAGUCAACACAAAUUUUAUUCCAUUGCAAGUUAAAGUUGUUCCAACCUUCAACUUGAGGGGGGGUGUUGGUGUAAUCAACCAUUUAGCAUUUG
This is a messenger RNA of Cuscuta campestris, 835 nucleotides long. Lineage: Eukaryota; Viridiplantae; Streptophyta; Magnoliopsida; Solanales; Convolvulaceae. The record is from the annotation of a GenBank genome assembly.